GGCACUGAAGAGCACAAGGAUGGGCAGUUUCAGUUCGGUGCCGGUGGAAUUGCCCACCGUUCCUUUUCGCUGUCAGUGAAGACGGGCACGGAGCACAAAAGGCAAAUGGCAUCUCAGAAUUGCUAUGAAAAUAAUUUGACCUACUGAACGCCUCUGAGAGGGUCCUGGAGACCGCUGGGGGUCUGCAGACCGCACGCGGAGAACAGCUGAAACGGCCUGCACGAUAAAUCUUGGUCGACAGCGUGGCUGUUGGCCACGGACCUGGACUCCCCUGUGGCUUUCUAAGUGGAGAGCGUUUGGUGUGCGUUGUCCCAGCCUGCGGCUUGCAUCAUGCCGGCGUUGUCAACAGGGUCUGGUAGUGACACAGGUCUGUAUGAGCUGUUGGCUGCCUUGCCAGCCCAGCUGCAGCCACAUGUGGAUAGCCAGGAAGACCUGACCUUCCUCUGGGACAUGUUUGGUGAAAAAAGCCUGCAUUCACUGGUAAAGAUUCAUGAAAAACUCCACUACUAUGAGAAGCAGAACCCCGUGCCCAUCCUCCACGGCGCAGCGGUCUUGGCCGAUGAUCUGGCCGAAGAGCUUCAGAACAAGCCAUUAAACAGUGAGAUCAGAGAGCUGUUGAAACUGCUGUCAAAACCCAAUGUGAAGGCUUUGCUCUCUGUACACGAUACUGUGGCUCAGAAGAAUUAUGAUCCGGUAUUACCUCCUAUGCCUGAUGAUAUCGAUGAUGAGGAAGAUUCCGUAAAAAUCAUUCGUCUGGUCAAAAAUAGAGAACCGUUGGGAGCCACCAUUAAGAAAGACGAGCAGACGGGGGCCAUUAUUGUGGCCAGAAUCAUGAGAGGAGGAGCUGCAGACAGAAGUGGUCUUAUUCAUGUUGGUGAUGAACUUAGGGAAGUGAAUGGGAUUCCAGUCGAAGAUAAAAGGCCUGAAGAAAUAAUUCAGAUUUUGGCUCAGUCUCAGGGAGCAAUUACAUUUAAGAUUAUACCCAGCAUCAAAGAGGAGACGCCGUCUAAGGAAGGCAAGAUGUUUAUCAAAGCCCUCUUUGACUAUGACCCUAAUGAGGAUAAAGCGAUUCCAUGUAAGGAAGCUGGGCUUUCUUUCAAAAAGGGAGAUAUCCUUCAGAUUAUGAGCCAAGAUGAUGCAACAUGGUGGCAAGCGACACAUGAAGGUGACGCCAAUCCCAGGGCAGGCUUGAUUCCCUCAAGGCAUUUCCAGGAAAGGAGAUUGGCUCUGAGACGACCAGAAAUAUUAGUUCAGCCCUUGAAAGUUUCCAACAGGAAAUCAUCUGGUUUUAGGAGAAGUUUCCGUCUUAGUAGAAAAGAUAAGAAAACAAAUAAGUCCAUGUAUGAAUGCAAGAAGAGUGACCAGUACGAUACAGCUGAUGUGCCUACCUAUGAGGAAGUGACACCCUAUCGGCGGCAAACUAAUGAAAAAUACAGACUUGUUGUCUUGGUUGGUCCCGUAGGAGUAGGUUUGAAUGAACUGAAACGAAAACUGCUCAUCAGUGACACACAACACUACGGUGUGACAGUGCCCCACACUACCAGAGCAAGAAGAAGCCAGGAGAGUGACGGCGUGGAAUAUAUUUUCAUUUCCAAGCAUUUGUUUGAGACAGAUGUACAAAAUAACAAGUUUAUUGAAUAUGGGGAAUAUAAAAACAAUUACUACGGCACAAGUAUUGACUCAGUUCGUUCUGUCCUGGCGAAAAACAAAGUUUGUUUGUUGGACGUGCAGCCUCACACAGUGAAACACUUAAGGACCCUAGAAUUUAAGCCCUACGUGAUAUUUAUAAAGCCUCCAUCAAUAGAGCGUUUGAGGGAGACAAGGAAAAAUGCAAAGAUAAUCUCAAGCAGAGAUGACCAGGGUGCUGCAAAGCCCUUUACAGAAGACGACUUUCAGGAAAUGAUUAAAUCUGCACAGAUAAUGGAAAGUCAAUAUGGCCAUCUUUUUGACAAAAUUAUAGUAAAUGAUGACCUCACUGUGGCAUUCAAUGAGCUAAAGACAACUUUUGACAAGUUAGAGACAGAAACCCACUGGGUUCCAGUGAGCUGGUUACAUUCAUAACUAAGGGAGGUCCCAUGAGCAUCUUUUCUGUAGAGUGCAUGAUGGAAUCAGUUACCAUUUUGGUGGUAGGGUUUUUUUUUAAUCUAUAUCACUGUUGUAGAUGUGCAGUCUUGGUUAAAACUGCUGGUUUUGUUUGUAUCUUUUUACAGCCUUAUUUCAAACACAAUAUUUGAGUAUAAGAUCCAAAAUCAAAAUCCGCACAGUACCGUAUUCUGAGCAGAGCUUUGAACCUUCUGAUUGUCUUUAACAUGCAGUUCUAGCUCCAAGAUGAGGUUGGACGUUUUAGAGAGAAAUAGCUAGAGAAUAGAUAGUGGAGUUCAGUGCUUCAGUUGGUCUUAGACGUGGGCCCUGCCAUCAAGUUUGUGGGUUAGCAGUUGAAGGUAUUAAGUUAGCAGCCUUGAACAGCUCCAAAGAAACAGGACAUCUUUGCUCUUCUUUGGAUGGGUCAUUAUAGAUUUACCCAGGCUAACAGUAAGGCAUCCCCUUAUUAUUUUAAAGUGCAACCUUUUUCUUACAUAUAUACAAUAUAUUCACAGUGGCUUUCAUGUUAUAGCUUGAGAAGGCCUUUUUAUGACUACAUAUCAGUGACCCAAAUGUUUAAGAAGGGAAGAUGGACUUUUAAAAAUGGUUAUAUCCGUAACUAAAAGCCUUUCCUUAUGGUAUUAAUCUUUAUCAGGAUGGUAAUAUCUUGGGGCAAGUAACGAUUAUAAAGGGCGUUUUUAUUUGUCAAUCCUCAAACAGGAGUUCUAGAGUCACCAAAGAGGUGAUUCUAGCUGGCUUUGGAUUUUUCCAAUAAAUUGUAAGAAUGUGAUACCUAUUCUAAAAGUAGAUGUUUU
Messenger RNA from Acinonyx jubatus (cheetah), 2897 nucleotides. It is a transcript of the gene MPP7, whose product is annotated as MAGUK p55 scaffold protein 7. The coding region runs from base 331 to 2061 and encodes 576 amino acids. Gene Ontology annotation, molecular function: protein binding. The transcript has 17 exons. Gene Ontology annotation, cellular component: cell-cell junction; plasma membrane. Gene Ontology annotation, biological process: protein localization to adherens junction. Lineage: Eukaryota; Metazoa; Chordata; Mammalia; Carnivora; Felidae. The record is from RefSeq and is a predicted model, not a curated record.